Messenger RNA from Oldenlandia corymbosa var. corymbosa, 7002 nucleotides. NCBI's taxonomy places the organism in Eukaryota, Viridiplantae, Streptophyta, Magnoliopsida, Gentianales, Rubiaceae. The record is from the annotation of a GenBank genome assembly.
AUGAAACACCACCACCACCACCACCACCAGCAGGUAUCGUCAUCUUACGGUGAUGCUGCUGUCCCAUCAUCAUCGUCAUCAUCAUCUUCUAACUGUGAACAAUCCUCACAAUCCCUGAUAGGUUCAGGUUCAGUUUCAUCGGCCCAUUCAUUGCCUUCUGCAUCGUCGUCGUCGUCGCCGGCGGCGGUCACUGCGACGCAAUCCACGGUUUAUGAAAGCAACAAUAACAACAAGCCGUCCACCAUGAUGGCGGCGGAGGAUCCUGCGACCUCCUCCUUCUCCAGGGACGCCACCUCUUCGACGGCGGCGGAGACGGUGGUGGUAGAACGGCGAGGGGAGUACGCGGCGGUGUGCAAAUGGGCCAUCGCCAGUUUCCCCAAAGUGAAAGCCCGGGCUCUGUGGAGCAAGUACUUCGAGGUGGGCGGCUACGAUUGCCGGUUACUGAUUUACCCUAAGGGUGAUUCUCAAGCGCUGCCCGGUUAUGUGAGCAUCUAUUUGCAAAUCAUGGACCCCCGGAAUACCACCUCUUCCAAAUGGGAUUGUUUCGCCAGCUACCGGUUAUCCAUCCAGCACCCCACCGACCCCUCCAAGUCCAUCCACCGUGACAGCUGGCACCGCUUCUCCUCCAAGAAGAAAUCCCACGGCUGGUGUGAUUUCACUCCCUCUAACUCCAUCUUAGAACCUAAGCUAGGGUUUUUGUUCUUCAAUACUACUAAUCAUUCUAAUCAUACUAGGGAUACUGAUACGUGCUUUUUAUUAGUUACUGCGGAUAUUAUGAUUUUAAAUGAGUCCGUAUCUUUUUCGAGGGAAUUAAACGGGAAUACUUAUUAUAAUAGUAAUGAGUUGGGGUCCACGAGUUCCCCCGCCGGUGGUGGAGGGGGCAAUUCCGCAAAUGUGGCUGGGGAUGCGUCUUUGACUGGGAAGUUUACUUGGAAAGUCCAUAACUUUAGCUUGUUUAAGGAAAUGAUCAAGACACAGAAGAUAAUGAGCCCGGUUUUUCCAGCCGGCGAGUGUAAUUUGAGGAUUAGUGUGUACCAGAGCUCCGUGAACGGGAACGAUUAUUUGUCAAUGUGUUUGGAGAGUAAGGAUACUGAGAAGACUUUACCGGGGGUUUCAGAUAGGAGUUGUUGGUGCUUGUUUAGGAUGUCGGUUCUGAAUCAGAAGCCAGGCGGGCUUAAUCACGUGCAUAGGGACUCAUACGGGAGGUUUGCAGGCGAUAAUAAGAGUGGGGAUAAUACGAGUUUGGGGUGGAAUGACUAUAUGAAGAUGGCGGACUUUGUGGGGUCAGAUUCUGGGUAUCUAGUGGAUGAUGUGGCGGUGUUUAGUACGUCCUUUCAUGUGAUAAGGGAACAGAAUAUUGUUCUCCCUCCUAAGCAGAAUGCUGCGUUUGGGAAGAACAGUGGGAAUCUCGUUAGUAAGAAAUUUGAUGGUCAUUUUGGGAGGUUUAGCUGGAAGAUUGAGAAUUUCACAAGGUUGAAGGAUCUUCUUAAGAAGAGGAAGAUUACAGGGCUUUGUAUCAAGAGCAGGAGGUUUCAGAUUGGUAACCGGGAUUGUCGCCUUAUUGUUUAUCCUAGAGGGCAGUCUCAGCCGCCUUGCCACCUUUCAGUGUUUCUAGAAGUUACUGAUUCACGCAACACUCACAACGACUGGAGUUGCUUUGUGAGCCAUCGGUUAUCUGUCAUAAACCAAAAGGAGGAAAAAUCUGUUACAAAGGAAUCUCAGAAUCGGUACUCCAAAGCUGCAAAGGACUGGGGUUGGCGGGAAUUUGUAACGCUCACAAGCCUCUUUGAUCAGGAUUCUGGGUUUCUUGACAAGGAUGUUGUUCAUUUCUAUGCUGAAGUCCUUAUCUUAAAAGAAACAUCAAUAUAUCAGGAUUGUACUGAUGAGGAAUACGAGCCAAAUGCGCUUCUCUCAUCUGAAAGACUUGGGAAGAAAAGUUCGUUUACGUGGAAGGUUGAAAAUUUUAUGUCUUUUAAAGAAAUAAUGGAAACCCGAAAAAUCUUUAGCAAAUUUUUUCAAGCUGGUGGAUGCGAACUUCGGAUUGGAGUGUACGAGUCCUUUGACACUAUUUGUAUCUACUUAGAGAGUGAUCAGUCUGCUGGGAGUGAUCCUGAUAAAAAUUUCUGGGUCAGAUACAGAAUGGCGAUUGUGAAUCAAAAGAACCCUUCUAAGACAGUUUGGAAGGAGUCUUCGAUCUGUACUAAAACAUGGAAUAAUUCCGUUCUUCAAUUCAUGAAAGUGUCGGACAUGGUGGAACCAGAUGCGGGAUUCCUUUUGCGGGAUACUGUUGUAUUUGUCUGUGAGAUCUUGGAUUGCUGCCCCUGGUUUGAGUUUUCAGACCUUGAGGUUUUGGCUUCCGAGGAUGAUCAGGAUGCUCUGACAACUGAUCCUGAUGAACUGAUUGACUCCGAGGAUAGUGAAGGGAUAAGUGGAGAUGAGGAAGACAUCUUUCGGAAUCUUCUUUCCCGGGCAGGAUUUCACCUCACAUAUGGCGACAACCCUUCCCAACCGCAGGUCACUUUGAGAGAAAAACUUCUUAUGGAUGCAGGAGCUAUUGCCGGAUUUUUGACUGGGCUUCGUGUGUAUCUUGAUGAUCCCGCUAAAGUAAAGCGCUUGCUUCUGCCUACAAAGAUAUCUGGUUGUCGUGACGGAAAGAAGUCGAAUAAGAACGACGAGUCGUCUUCGCCUAGUCUGAUGAACAUGUUGAUGGGAGUUAAAGUUUUGCAACAGGCAAUCAUUGAUCUACUUCUAGAUAUAAUGGUAGAGUGUUGCCAACCUUCCGAAGGAAGUACUGGUGAUGAUUCAUCAGAAAUAAGCUCAAAACCUUCGCUUGAUGAUAGUGGGUCGACCACUCUGUUGGAAUCAGAUAGAGGUAUUGGAGUUGAAGAGUCAGCACAAUUACCUUUACAUGAGAGAUUGGACUUAGGAAUUGGUGAGUCCACCACUGCCUCUGCGGUGCAGAGCUCUGAUGUAGAGGGAAAUGCUACAGCUGAGUUGCCAGUUGCCGAACAGCCUAUAUGCCCACCAGAAACUUCUGCUCUUGGUUUCUCGGAUAAUCCUCCCAUCCGCAGUAAGACAAAAUGGCCUGAGCAGUCUGAAGAACUUCUUGGAUUGAUUGUGAACUCACUGAGAGCACUUGAUGGAGCCGUUCCUCAAGGUUGUCCUGAACCACGAAGAAGGCCGCAAUCUGCUCAGAAGAUUGCUCUUGUAUUGGAUAAAGCUCCUAAGCAUCUGCAGCCAGAUCUUGUUUCGUUGGUGCCAAAAUUGGUUGAACAUUCAGAACAUCCACUUGUUGCUUGUGCCCUUUUAGAUCGUCUUCAAAAACCAGAUGCUGAACCCAGUCUUCGUUUGCCUGUUUUUGGUGCACUUAGUCAGUUGGAAUGUAAUAGCGAAGUUUGGGAACGUGUACUUUUCCAGUCAUUUGCGCUUUUGGCUGAUUCGAACGAUGAACCUCUUGAAGCUACCAUAGACUUCAUAUUGAAAGCUGCAAUACACUGCCAGCAUCUUCCCCAGGCAGUUAGAGCAGUCCGUUCGAGGCUGAAAGUUUUGGGGAUUGAAGUUUCCCCCUGCGUCCUUGAUUAUUUAUGCCUAACUGUAAAUAGUUGUGCAGACAUUGCUGAAGCUUUUAUGAGAGAUAUUGAUAGUAAUGAUUUAGGGGACCAUAGCUCGGCCGUUCCCUGUGGGACAUUAUUACUUGGUGAGAGUGGGAACACUGAAAGAAUGCAUGCAGUAAAUCAACAAAAUGCUCGUGCCAAUCAUUAUUUUUCGGACAUUUAUAUUCUUAUUGAGAUGUUAUCAAUACCUUGCCUUGCUGUUGAAGCAGCUCAAAUUUUUGAGAGAGGUGUUGCUCGGGGAGUGGUUGUAGCUCAGUCUAUGGCCAUGGUCUUGGAAAGGCGCCUUUCUAGACCAUUAAAUUCGGCCUCUCAGUAUGUUACGGAAAAUUUUCAUCAAACUGAUGUGACCGUAGAAGGAGAUAGGAUUGAGCACCUGAGAGCUCACCAGCAAGAUGAUUUCUCUACAGUGAUCAGCCUUGCGGAAACAAUGGCACUUUCAAAAGAUCCCUGCGUAAGAGGGUUUGUGAAGAUGAUUUAUACGAUAAUGUUUAAAUGGUAUGCUGAUGAGCCUCAUAGGUUGAGGAUGCUGAAGAGACUCGUUGAUCGUGCCACCAGUACAACAGAAAGUAAUCGGGAAAUAGAUUUAGAUUUGGAGAUUUUGGUAAUCUUGGCAUGUGAGGAGCAGGAAAUUGUCAGACCAGUUCUGAGCAUGAUGAGGGAGGUUGCCGAACUUGCAAACGUUGAUAGGGCUGCCCUUUGGCAUCAGCUUUGUGCUAUCGAAGAUGAAAUUCUUCGCCUUCGUGAAGAGAGCAAAUCAGAGCUUGGUAUCAUGGCCAAGGAAAAAGCUUUAUUGUCUCAGAAGCUGAGCGAAACUGAGGCAGCCAAUAGUCGGCUAAAGUCUGAAAUGAAGAAUGAAGCUGAUCGUUUUGCUCGUGAACGAAAAGAGCUGACAGAGCAAAUUCAAGAAGUUGAGAGUCAACUUGAAUGGCUUCGUUCAGAAAAGGAUGAUGAAAUAUCAAAGCUCAGUGGCGAGAAGAAGGUUUUACAGGAACGUUUGCAUGAUGCUGAGACACAACUUUCCCAAUUGAGAUCAAGGAAACGUGAUGAAUUGAAGAGAGUUGUGAAAGAGAAAAAUGCACUGGCUGAGAGGUUGAAGAAUGCAGAAGCUGCUCGUAAAAGAUAUGAUGAUGAGCUGAAAAGAUUUGCUUCUGAGAAUAUUACUCGUGAAGAAGUACGACAAUCACUUGAAGAAGAGGUCCGUCGGUUGACGCGAACAGUAGCGCAAACUGAAGGGGAGAAGCGUGAGAAGGAAGAGCAAGUUGCUAGAUUUGAAGCUUACAUUGAUGCCUCCGGAUCCAAAUUGCAGGCCUUUGAGCAAUGCAUUCAUAAUCUGAAGGCGUCGCUACAGGAAGAAAUGUCUCGCCAUGCCCCUUUAUAUGGUGUAGGUUUAGAAGCAUUGUCAAUGAAAGAGUUGGAAACAUUGUCACGGAUACAUGAAGAUGGACUGAGGCAGAUUCAUUUGAUCCAGCAGCGGAAGGGGAGCAGCCCUGCUGGGGGUAGCCCUCUAGUAAACCCUCACACCAUUGCACGCAAUCAUCAAGGAUUAUAUUCCCCCGGUGGUGCUGCUGUUGCUCCACCUCCUCCAAUGGCUGUUGGACUUGCGCCUUCUGUAAUACAACAGAAUGGUGUACACAGCAAUGGACAUAAGAUUCUGGUACUUUUCUAUGCUUGCUUAAUUAAGCUUGAGGAUAUCAAAGUAUUGGAAGAGAAGUUACAGAAUGCAUAUAAUGAGAAUUCAAAGCUAAAAGUAAAGCAUCAGGAAGAUGAGAAUCUUUGGAAAGGACUGGAAUCUAAGUUCUCUUCUACAAAGACUUUGUGCGAUCAACUCACUGAUACUUUACAACACUUAGCGAGUCUGGUUCAGGCUGCUGAGAAACACAAUUUAGCAUUUGAGGAGAGACUAUCUGCGUCGUCAGCUUCUAUUGAUGAUUUGCAUGAGCAGAUGAAUUCCGUUUCGUUAAGGUUGAAAGCUUCGGAUGAAACUGUUAAAACUCGGGAAAAGGAACUGAGGGAACUUCAAGCUGAAAAGUUGAACAUCGAGAAAUCCUUAGAUACUGAGCUGAAAGGAUCCCUUGCUCUCAUUGAGGAAAAAGCUUGUUCUCAGGGUUUUGCAUCCCAGAGGCUUGUUUUGAACCCUUUUAUCAGCCAAAGCACCUCUAAAGAUGCUGUGAUAAAAACCUUCGAAGCAACAGUUGCAUCUAAUGGAUUGGCCAUGGAGAGUUUGAAUUCAAAGUUGGAACGUUUGGAUAUAAACUUGAAACAAAAGGAAGAAGACAUAAAAAGUCUGAGGAGCUCCAAGGAAGGAUUAGAAAAAGAAAAGGAUUAUUUCUUGGGUGUCAACAAGGAGCUCUUUUUGAGGCUAGACACUGCUCUUCAACGGAUAAAGAACCUUGAAGAAUUUGUUGAUUUGCUUACUGCAAAGCUUGUUGAUCUGAAUUCACAGAGUUUGACAUUCUCAGAAAAGGUUUCCCAGAUGAUUUCAUUAUUUGAGUCUUGCUUUAAGCUGCUUGAUGAUGAAAAACGGAUUGCUUCCCUCCGUACUCAAAAGAAGUUUGAUAACCUCCAAGACCACUUAACACUUGUUGCCUCAGAAAAAGAUGGUUUGCAGAUGUUUAAUCAGGAAUUGAAAAACAAAGUCAUUGAACUUCAGAACGGGCAGGAAUUUACUACGGUACAGCAUGCAGAAAAAUGUCGUUUAGCAGAAGAGAAAAUUCGUAGAUUGGAAUAUGAAGUAGAGACUCUUCAAUCUCAGAAGAGUGAAAUGGAUGUGCUGAUUACCCAAUUACAAGAGAAUGUUCAGACUUUAACAGAAAACUUGAGCAUAUCUGAAAGCAAAAUGAAAGAUAUACAGUUGAAACUUUCUGAGCUUGAAAUUGAGACAAAAGAUAGCAUUGAGAGGCUGCAAGAAGUUGUAACUGAGAAAGAAGGUGGAAUUGACGCUCUGAAGAAGGAGAUUGAAAACCGAGAUGAGCAAAUAGAUUCACUCCAAAAGCAAGUUUGUCAGAUUAAUGUAACUCUGGAGGAGAAGGAUAGGCUUGUCGAGGAACUGAAGAUCAGGGAAAAGCAGCUGGAAGAUCACAAAACAAAGAUUGAGGUGUCACUAGGUGAAACAGAGACCAAAAUUUCUGAGGCAAAGAAGCAAUAUGAUCAGAUGUUAGAAAGAAGGUUGUUGCUGCUGCUUGGGGAACAAUGCCUAGCUGUUCAGGCCAAAUUUAGCGCCGCGGGCCUCCACAAGGAGGUAAUGAAGAGGUUUGACGAACUCCACAAUGCUAACGAGAAUGCAACUGAGGCCAUGGAAAAUAUGGCCUCAAAGAUGGCAGUCGUGAAGAAGCGACUCGAGGAGUCGCAGAACUCUGUUGCAGAGCUUCUGAAGUCGAAGAAGGAAUGA